Molecule: messenger RNA, 867 nt
Organism: Aphanomyces invadans
Lineage: Eukaryota; Oomycota; Saprolegniomycetes; Saprolegniales; Verrucalvaceae
Exons: 3
Coding region: 1-867 (288 amino acids)
Molecular function (GO): nucleic acid binding
Source: RefSeq, a predicted model, not a curated record
AUGCGUGACCUGACGAACGAAGACCUCGAGGCCAUCCUUCGGGAGAUCCUGCUCAACAGCAGCAAGACCUCGCUGACUCGAUUGCCGAACGGCAUCGCACAGUUGUUAGCGGAAAAGUACGGCUGCCACCACUCGACCAUCCGCAGAGUCUUCGCGCAGGCGAAGCAGCAGGGAGUUGUCGACGGUAACAUGAAGGUGUUGGUCGCCAGCCGAAAGAAGGGCAAAGUGGGCAGGAAGAUGGCCUUUACUGCUGACCAAGUUAAGGCAAAGUUACUUCAAGUGCCAAGUGAAGGCAAACUGGGUCUAUUUCGUUCGCAUUUAAAUGCCAUCCGUCCGUUCUUGACUGAAGCCAACAAAUACUGCCGCAUGAAAUUUGCGUUCAAGAUGGUACGGGCGAACAUGGAGCUGAACGAUAUGAUGCAGUCUGUUCACCUGGACGAGAAGUGGCUUUACCUUACCAAAACCACGCGAAAAUAUUACCUGGUCACUCGAGAAAACGAACCAAAAUGCACGUGCAAGUCGAAGAGAACGUCAGCGCGCAACGUGGAUGAACUGGUGGCAAACGUGGAAGCCGCUUUCGUCGACUAUCCCUCCGAGCGCUUGGAUCGUACCUUUCUCACGCUCCAGGCGUGCAUGAUCGAGACGCUGAAAUGCCGGGGCGACAAUGCCUACAAGGUGCCCCACCAGGUCAAGGAGAAACAAGCGCGCCAAGGACGCCUACCUGAAAGCUUGCUGUGCCCACUGGAUGUCUACAAGAAUGUCAAGGGCGAGCUGGACGCCGUCGACCGUACCGAAAUGGAGCGGGUCGUUGCUGAAGAGCUGCAUGGACGAGCCGGCACAAGAGCUCGAACGAAUUGCCCUGAGUGA